Messenger RNA from Silurus meridionalis, 901 nucleotides. RefSeq names its product signal recognition particle 14 (gene srp14). Gene Ontology annotation, cellular component: signal recognition particle, endoplasmic reticulum targeting. NCBI's taxonomy places the organism in Eukaryota, Metazoa, Chordata, Actinopteri, Siluriformes, Siluridae. Gene Ontology annotation, molecular function: 7S RNA binding; endoplasmic reticulum signal sequence receptor activity. The transcript has 5 exons. The record is from RefSeq and is a predicted model, not a curated record. The coding region runs from base 116 to 448 and encodes 110 amino acids. Gene Ontology annotation, biological process: SRP-dependent cotranslational protein targeting to membrane.
CGGUCUGGUGCGAAACGUUUAAGGGGCGGGGCUUCCCGCGGAAGUGUAAACGCGACGUGUGCUUUCAGUGGAGCAGUUCGGCUUUGAGUGAGCGGCUCCAUUUGUAAGGAACAUCAUGGUGCUGUUAGAAAACGACGCGUUUCUCACCGAACUCACACGCCUUUUCCAGAAGUGCAGGACGAGCGGCAGUGUGGUGAUCACCUUAAAGAAAUACGAUGGGAGAACAAAACCGGUGCCGAGGAAAGGCCACCCGGAGACAUUUGACCCAGCUGACAAUAAAUGUCUCAUCAGAGCAUCUGAUGGCAAGAAGAAGAUCAGCACAGUGGUCAGCACUAAAGAAGUUAUAAAAUUUCAGAUGGCGUACUCCAAUUUAUUGAGAGCACACAUGGAUGGCUUAAAGAAGAAAGACAAGAAGAGUAAAAGUAAGAAGACUAAAGCUACACAGUGAUCGAAAAACAAAAUCGCAAGAAAAAAGAGGAGCUGUUUAUUCAGCAGGACCACCUUCAGUGACAUUCAGUACUCACCUGUACUCGGACCAUGACAACAUUUCCUUCGUGCAGAUGGUGUGGUGCACUCGAGAGUAACCGAAGGCAUGGAGGUCAUUUUUCUCUGCCCGAAUAUGAGCUUGACAUCUGUUUGAAUCUGUCCAAUUGGUCAAGAUGUUGCCACAAUCAUCGGGUAUAAUUUGGAGGUGCCAUACGAUAUUACUAGUUUAAUUUCAAACCUUUUCCCCCCUCAGUUUUCUUAUGUCAGACAUCAUGACUGUCCAGGGUUCAAAUCCUCCAGUAUACAGAAUUCUUUUUUGUCUUUAGAAGAAUAUUUGUUUUUAUUUUAGGAGAUACUUUUGUUUAUUAUGAGUGCUUUAUAAUUGGGACAAAUUAAAUAAUGUUUGUACCUUUGA